AUGGAGUGUACUGUACAAAAUUUAGAGUAUGCAGUUAAUGUAUUUUACAAUGGUGAACAAAAUGAACGAGCGAAAGCACAUACCUGGUUAGCUGAAGCACAAAAACUUCCAGAAGCUUGGAAUUUUGUAUGGGAACUACUACAACCUACAAAGGGCACUGAAGUUCAAUUUUAUGCAGCAACCACUUUGCAUACAAAAAUUUUAAGAUGUUGGCUGGAGCUCCCCCCAGAAACACAUGAAGAACUUAAAAAUAAAAUAUUACAAUCAGUUAUAACAUAUGCAAAUGGACCAAAAAUUGUUACAAACCGAUUAUGUACAAGUCUGGCAGCAUUCAUCUUACAACAAGGAACAGUGGACUUAGCACCAAUUCUAAGUCCUUUGUCAACAGUAGCAAAUUCGUCUUUGCUUCUCGAGGUUCUUACAGUACUACCAGAAGAAUACAACAGUAUGACAAUGGGAGAGGUGUUGCGGAAAAAAAAUCGUGCUGCUUUGCACCAGGCAUCACCCAUGGUUAUAGAUGAUAUGCUUAAAAUUUUUCAAAGUGUUUACAAUGAUUAUAGUACUGGUCCACCAAGCGAUGACAUCAUGAAUUCUUGGGCAAUAGCAGCAGGCUGUGUCACAAGCUGGCUGUCGCUUGGUAGUGAAUAUUCAAUAGAGUCACCUUUAACAUUGCCUGAUAGAAUGCCAAUUAUGAGAGCUUUGCAAGCCGCUGUUCACAUUUUAUAUAGGACUAAUGAUGUAGUGAGUGGUGUGGCAUUAGAAGCAUGUGAAGCUUGCUUGUCUGCUAUACGAAUAGCAGCCACUCAUGGUUGCAGUUAUAAUCAACAUCCAACAACUUCAGCUCAAAUACUCGAUGAUGUUUCUUCACUUGUUGCACCAGUGAUUGCUGCUCAUAAUGUACCUGACUCAGUAAAUGAGGAGCUAGUAUGCGCAAUGAUUACUUGUUGCGUUUCUGUUGCGGAAUGUCAUGUUACAACAUUGUACAAGAGUGUGGUAGCUUCUUCAGGGAUACACUUGAUGUUGAGGGUGCUGCUGGACGUACAAGCGGCUCCAGGUUACUAUCCACUUCACGAAACAAGAUCCAACCUGAUGUUUGGCUUCUGGUACACACUGCAGGACGAGAUACUCAACCAUCCAGACCCAAUGAAUAAUAUGAACCCAAUAUGGAAAGAAAUAUUUACCCAGGUACUGUUGGCUCUCAUGACUAAGUCGGAGAUGCCACCUGAAUCAGAAAUGACCAAAGAUGACCAAGAACUCCUGCGGUGUUAUAGACAGGAUAUUGCAGAUGCAGUAAUGUAUUGCUUUACCUUCAUCGGGCCCCGUUGUUGGAGCAUAGUGGCGAGAUCGUUUGAGACUGCUGAAAAAGACUCGCGACGUGAAGCCGUGUUACACGUCUUGACUUCGAUGGCCGAUGUGGUGCAAAGUGCGCCCAUACCCACACCCCUGCCAAAUAUGUUACGACGCACUCUGCAUUUUAUUGCGCAGACGCACGACAAAAGGAUACUAGAAACUGCGCUAGAAUGUAUAGGAGCGUAUGCAAAUUGGAUAAACGCCAUCGACCAACAAGACGAAGUUUUUAGGAACAACGGAACCGAUGGCGGUCCCUUGAGCAUUCAGUGUGUACGCGCAGCGGGCACGGCACUCUCGCGCAACCCGGCUGCGGCCGCUUUGGCGCUGCGCCGCCUUUCUACAUAUUGCAGCAAAGCAGCGUCUGCGAUGGUUCACGAUAUUGUGCAAGCGGCUUUGAACCCCGAAGGCGUGUCAGACGCGUGGGUGCGCCGACAACUAACGUCAGCGGCGGGCGCCGCCUUAGCAGCUUGCGACUACUCGGUUGCUCUGCCGCUGUUACUCCAGAUAGCUGAACAUAUUGCCGCGGAUAUUUCAGUUCAGAUGCCCGAAGGCGGCUGUGUUGCAGCUGAUUGCGCUGCAGCACUGGUCAAUGCUCUCUCCACUCAAAAACCCCUUGCCCUUGAGUUUGUACGCGCCUUAAUGCCCUCCUUAGCAGCCCUAACUCGACAUCCAGUAUUGGCAGAGUCUAUGUUUCAAAUACUGAAGAACACGGUGACCACUCUCGGGAACGAAUGCAUUCCCUUGAUGGAUGGCAUAUCGCAGCUUAUUAUAGCUGGUUUUAACACUGAACCCACUGGCAGUGGUAUCGAUUUAGUAAAAUUGACUGUGGUAAUGGUUGACGAAUUCGAGCACACACAAGCGAUUCUAUCGACGUGCGUUUGCGCCGCGCUUAGGGCCUUUUUGCCGGACGAAACGGGAGCUGUUAAGACCACGCAUGCUGACCUUCCCGACUACGUGUUCUCGAUGUUACAACUGCUCACAAGGAAGAAGGCGAUUUACAUGGACUGGAUUGAACAUCUGAUACCGGAUCUCGUCCAAUACGCGUGCCAGUGUAUACGACAAUGGGAUCCCGAGAUGUCGCGUAACGCCAUCCGGUGGUUGAGUAUUCUCGCUCUGAACAGGCCAAACGCGAUAAGGCACUGCGGCGCUGAUAUCGUAUACAACGUACUACGGUGCAUCGGUGGCUUAGCGCCUCGAGUACAGGUUGAACCAUUCGCAAAUCUGCUGCUGUCCUUUAAUAGUGCUGAGUGGGGGCCAGGUCAGUUGGGCGUGUGGAUGCGACAGGCACUGAACCAGGACGGCUUCCCCACUCAUCAUGCCACCCCGGCGCAUAAACAAAAGUUCCUAAGCGUUAUUCUAAAAGAGAGAAAUCAUAAGCGACGCGUUCUGGUGGCAGUAACGGAGUUCUCGCUAAUAUGUCGUGGACUUGAGAAUACGGAAUACGCACGGAAUAGCAUCGCCGCUAAAGAAAUGUUCUUCUAG
Leptosia nina is the source of this 2832-nucleotide messenger RNA. The record is from the annotation of a GenBank genome assembly. NCBI's taxonomy places the organism in Eukaryota, Metazoa, Arthropoda, Insecta, Lepidoptera, Pieridae.